GGAUCGGAAUGCUAUAUGCCUAUGUCUUGGAUAUCUUUGUUUGUGUCUGAUGAGUCGGGUGUUGUUGUUGAUGAGAUUAAUUGGCGGGGAAUGGGGAUCCCUGCGGGGGUCCCCAUUCCCCGUGGGGAACGAGGAUGGGGGACAAAAUCUGCCCCCGUAAAAAAUCUCCGCGGGGAUUCCAUCCUCGUGAUUCGCGGGGACGGGGACGAGGACGGGGAUGGAGAGGGACUCUCCGAUCCCGCGGGACCCCAUUGACAUCCCUACUAUUCGGUGACCACGAUGGUACCUUUAUGCUGUUGUUUCAUUUUAUUUUGCCUGCUUUUUAGCUGCUGAGAUAAUGAUGAAAAAGAGAUGAGUGUUGAAUUUUGGUUAUUGAUGUUUUAACUUUUUUAGGUGCAUUAAAAAAUUUAAGCUCAUUUCUGAUGUUAGGUUCAAAAGUUAGGAUUUAGAUUCACUGUCUUUUCUUCAGUUUUAGGAAUCUAAGUAGAAGCUCUUUCAUAAUUAUGCGAAGCACGAGCUGGUU
Messenger RNA from Rubroshorea leprosula, 523 nucleotides. Lineage: Eukaryota; Viridiplantae; Streptophyta; Magnoliopsida; Malvales; Dipterocarpaceae. The record is from the annotation of a GenBank genome assembly.